GGCUUUGAUAGGAAGUUUGGACUCUCCCACUGUGUGGCACCUGUAGAGCAUAUUUGCAAAGGCAGCCAGCGGGUCCUCGUGGCUAGUGGUCAUGUGACGAUUUCUGGCUGACGAAGGCGCGUCACGUGACGCGCGCUGCCCGCAGCUCCUCCUCCCGUUGGAGUUCGGACGAUGACAGCAGGCGUCCGCGGCGGCACGUUUUGGAGCAAGUGGACCGAAAAAGCACGAUGGGAGGUUCCUUGAAAUGAAGCCACUCGCCUUCGGCGGGGCGUCGAGCGAGAGAUCCGCUCCAGGCGACGACGGCGACGGCGGCGGCGGCGAGGUUCGUUUCUUUUCAGCGUUUUCUCCCAGCUGAGGAGGAGUCGGGUAAUAUUCGCCGACAAAUAGUGCGGAUGCUGAUUUGAAACAAGCUUUGACGAUGUCAACAGGCGAAUUUCGCCCCAAAGGAUUCUUCACUGCGCCGAGAAGCAUCUCGGAUCCGUACAUUGAAUCGUGCGAGCCAUUCCGGAAGUGAGGCGCAACAGCGGCGAAGCUCGUCUUCCUCGCCUGUGGGGACAUCUAGCGGCCAAAAUAUGUACGGCGCUUCUGGCGUCCCCGAGCUCAUCCCGCCCGCGGGGCCCCCCGGGCGGCCCGGACCUGAGGCCCGGCACGACCAAGGCGGCGGCCCCAGCGGGCACAACCCCCAGAGGCUCGGCCAGAGGGCCCCCAAGCUGGGCCAGAUCGGGCGCUCCAAGAAAGUGGACUUGGACGACGAAGUGUUGGACGACAUGAUCAACAACAACGGCCAGUGUCCCGUGUCUCUCCCCUUGUCCUGAACCGGGAGCGCCGCCAGGCCCGCAGAGGGCGCCGGCUCCAGCCGGCUCUGCGUGUCGCGGGAGGUCCACGGCGACCUCCUUCGUGUAGGGUCGCAGUGACGCUUUUGCGAAGAAGAGCCCCUCGCUCGCCCCUUUUUUUUCCGAGGGUCGCCCCCCCCCCCCCCCCGUGAUGGCUUCCCGUCCUCCGCCCUCCGUACUGCCGAUACCGCUUAUGUGCUUAGCGUAUGAUCCAGUGGAUGAAAGCUUGUUAUUUAUGACAUCUUGUUUGUACAAUGUGAAGCGAAAAUGUGCCCCCCGCCCCCCCUCCUCUUCAUUUCCAGUUGCGAGUUUGUCACGGAUGAAGUUGCUUGCACUUCACGCACGUUGCACAGUUCUACGCACGGAGUCUGUGAGAGCGUAACCCAAAACGCGGUUUUAAAGGGCUCCGUCGUCGUACGUCGACACUGCACCGAUGUUGCCUGCACGCUAAGGCCGAAGUGGCGGGAUGGACCCGCACAGUCGGGAAUGUCUGCCGCGUUCAAGUUCCAAAAACUGGACUCCUUGGACACGCCUGCAGCUUCCAAUUUCCAAUUUCCACUUUCCACAACGAGCUCGUGAAAACAAGCUUGUGAUCUGCUCCGACAAUCGCAUCUUGACUGCUAACUGAUUUGAAUGAUUAUUAUUGUGCUGAGAUGCUCAUGCUGCUAUAAUGUGACUUUGUUUUUUUUCUUCUCAAUUUUUGAGGGACUGGCAAAUGGUAACAUUUCAUGUAUCUUGCUUAGUUUUGAAAUCACGAUUUGGAUUUGACGUGGAUUGUGUCGGCCGUUUGCAUGAAAGCGGUCAACCUUUCAAUGUGCAUCCGGAGAAAUAAACGUAUCUUUGUAGUA
Molecule: messenger RNA, 1681 nt
Organism: Phyllopteryx taeniolatus (common seadragon)
Lineage: Eukaryota; Metazoa; Chordata; Actinopteri; Syngnathiformes; Syngnathidae
Exons: 3
Coding region: 573-815 (80 amino acids)
Source: RefSeq, a predicted model, not a curated record